GUAUAAUAUGUAGAGCUAUAUAGUUAUAUAGUAUAUAGUAAACACUCUGCGUUUUAUAAAGGUAUAUACUUCGCACAUGUGACGUAUAUAUCAAGUGCACACGGAAGUGUUGUCAGUCAGUGGCUCAAUCGCACACAGACAACUGACACACCCCAUGCAGCAUACAGCGAAUCACCAAUCUCCAGAAUUGGAUAACUCAUAAUAAGUAUAGCUAUACCUUUUACACCAGUACUUACACACAGGGGAUCGUAGAUCGGACACUAAAAACUAAUCACAAGUCUUACCUACACUUUCCUACGUCAUACUCUCAUCAAUACACAACACCAUAUACACCGGCACACAGAGUACCCUCAAUCUAACACAGCAUGACGUGUGCAUCUGCGAACAUCAACUCCAGCGAUAUGUUCUCAUUCUCAUCUCGACGAUCUAAUGUAUUUAGCACACACGGGAUGGUAGGUAGUUCCCAACCGCUAGCGUCGGAGAUAGGACUGUCAGUACUGAAGCGUGGGGGAAAUGCCGCAGAUGCAGCGGUUGCCAUGGCAGCGGCGCUGAAUGUCACGGAGGACAUGUACAUGGUCAUAGCACACGCGUGUUGGAAAUUCAUCUAA
Sphaeroforma arctica JP610 is the source of this 608-nucleotide messenger RNA. RefSeq lists its product as hypothetical. The record is from RefSeq and is a predicted model, not a curated record. The transcript is spliced from 2 exons. NCBI's taxonomy places the organism in Eukaryota, Ichthyosporea, Ichthyophonida. The coding region runs from base 366 to 608 and encodes 80 amino acids.